CCCCCCCCCCCCGCCCCAAACAUUUGUAGAUAAGAGCUGAAGUCCAUCAGUAUUUCGCAAAAUGGAGAGUAACACAACGAAAGAUUCUGAAUCCAUUAAACCAGAUCGGAGGGGUAACAGUACCAAAAAGGGAGAAAGGGGCUUGCAGAUUGAAGGAUACUCAUUUGAAGGAUUAUCAAUAGCAGGUCAUGAGACAUGCAUAAUAGUCCCCUCGCUUAACUUAGCCUUUGAUAUUGGCAAGUGCCCUCAGCGUGCCAUCUCCCAGCAAUUCCUUUUCAUCUCCCAUGGCCACAUGGACCACAUUGGAGGACUGCCUAUUUAUGUUGCGACUCGCGGCCUUUACAGAAUGCAACCUCCUACUAUUAUUGUACCAAAAGUUAUCAAAGAAAGUGUUGAGAAGCUUUUUGAAGCUCACCGAUCUAUGGAUCACUCAGAAUUGAACCACACUUUGAUUGGGUUGGAUGUGGGAGAAGAAUUCUACUUGAGAAGAGAUCUUAAAGUUAGAACGUUUAAGACUUACCAUGUCAUUCCUAGCCAGGGUUAUAUAGUAUAUUCAGUAAGGCAGAAGCUUAAGCAAGAAUAUGCUGGCCUUACAGGAGAUGAAAUUAAGAAGUUGAAGUUAUCAGGUGUGGAGAUUACGUACACAACAACAGCACCUGAAAUUGCAUUUACAGGAGAUACAAUGUCAGACUUCAUAAAGGAUACUGAAAAUGUUGAUGUUUUGAGGGCAAAAGUCCUCAUUAUGGAGAGCACUUAUGUGGAGGACAAAACAACUGCUGAUGACGCAAGAGAAUAUGGACAUACUCAUCUGUCUGAGAUCAUCAAUUUCGCAGACAAGUUUCAGAACAAAGCAAUCCUUUUAAUCCACUUCUCAGCCCGCUAUCAGUUGGAUGUUAUUCAGCAGGCUAUUUCUGCAAUACCUCCGCCUUUGGCAGGCAGAGUUUUUGCACUUACACAAGGUUUUUGACGCAAGGCUCAAUCCACGUAUCAGCUACUUUAGAAUCUCUUCCCUGUGUUUUUUGGACAUUUCCUUUUUGUUCACCCUAUUGUUCGACUCAUUGCACGUAAAGCACUAAUAGCGAAGGAAACUUUUGCCAUCUAAUUUAGCUAGAUAUUUUUUUGCUUA
Molecule: messenger RNA, 1126 nt
Organism: Nicotiana attenuata
Lineage: Eukaryota; Viridiplantae; Streptophyta; Magnoliopsida; Solanales; Solanaceae
Product: nuclear ribonuclease Z-like
Exons: 8
Coding region: 62-967 (301 amino acids)
Source: RefSeq, a predicted model, not a curated record